This is a messenger RNA of Fundulus heteroclitus (mummichog), 2939 nucleotides long. RefSeq names its product VPS51 subunit of GARP complex (gene vps51). NCBI's taxonomy places the organism in Eukaryota, Metazoa, Chordata, Actinopteri, Cyprinodontiformes, Fundulidae. The transcript has 11 exons. The coding region runs from base 229 to 2721 and encodes 830 amino acids. The record is from RefSeq and is a predicted model, not a curated record. Gene Ontology annotation, biological process: retrograde transport, endosome to Golgi; Golgi vesicle transport; endocytic recycling. Gene Ontology annotation, cellular component: membrane; EARP complex; GARP complex.
AACACGGAAACAACAACGACUCCAUACAGCUGCGAUUUACCUCAAAGAACAGAUGACAGUUUUUUUUAAACAUUUACUGUGACAGACUCUCGUUAUUCAAGACAUUCCGCAAAGUUGAAUAAAUAUUAAUUCCCUUGAACCGAGGAGGUGCAGUUUCCAACCCGUGUUUCUGAGCUGUCCGGUGUUUGUUUCGCUUCCUCCGUUUUUGGCAGCUGGUCGGAGUUCAGUAUGGACGCUGAGGGCUCGGUGUCGGAGGAGUCCGGGAGGAGGCGAAAGGUGCACGGCAUGCUGAAGCUUUACUACGGCCUAAACGAGGAGGGGAAGGUCCCGGAGCUGCCGCAGUCUCUGGAUCCCUGCGACAUCAACGGGCCGCAUUUUGACCCGGAGAUGUACCUCAACAAGCUCAGAAGAGAGUGCUCCCUUGCAGAGCUGAUGGACCACGAGAACUGCAUGGUGAAGCAGAUCCGCUCUCUGGACAGCGACAUGCAGACCCUGGUCUAUGAAAACUAUAACAAGUUCAUAUCUGCUACAGACACCAUAAGAAAAAUGAAGAAUGAUUUUAAAAAGAUGGAAGAUGAAAUGGAUUGCUUGUCUGCAAACAUGGCUGCAAUCACCGACUUUAGCGCUUGUAUCAGCGGCACACUCCAGGACCAGCAUGCACAGAUAACCAAACUCUCAGGUGUCCACACUCUGCUGAGGAAGCUGCAGUUUCUGUUUGAGUUGCCUGCAAGACUGAACAAGUGUCUGGAGCUGCAGGCCUAUGCUCAGGCAGUGAGCUCUCACCGACGGGCUCGCUGUGUGCUGCAGCAGUACAGCCACCUGCCCUCUUUCAAGGGCAUUCAGGAUGACUGUAACGCCAUCAUGGAGAAGCUGGCUCAGGAGCUUCGACAGAAGUUCAGAGAUGGCGGGACCAGCGCCAAAGACCUGUCAGAGUGUGUGGAGCUGCUCCUGCAGCUGGACGAGCCUGCAGAGGAGCUCUGCGAUAAGUUCCUGAGCCAUGCACGGUCUCGCCUGGAGCUGGACCUCCAGGGAUUGGAAGCUGAGAUUAAACCGGACCCACCGACCUCAGCUGUCAAAGAGGCUGCUACACGCAGGUCAUCGUCCACUGCAGCCGCCGGAUCUCCGACUGCUAACUCUCCUAAAACCCUCUCUCUACCUUCUCCCACCCCCAACACCGACAUCCUUGAGUUCAUAGACAGAGGCUGCAAUGAAUUUGUUAGCAGCUUGUGUUUGGUGAUUACCUCCUAUCAAGAAUUGUUCAUCAACCAUGCCCAGACAGGUGAACUGGCUUCAAAAAAUAUUCCUCAGAUGGCGAAUGGCAAGCUGCAGGCCUUUGUGCAUGAUCUGGCAGCUCGUUAUUUCUCGCUAGUUGAGAGGAGGAUCCAAGAGGAGAAAGGCGUCAGUGAUAAUUCCCUCUUGGUCCGCGCCCUCGACCGCUUCCACCGCCGACUUCAGGCUGUGUCUAAACUGCUGCCCGGCUCCACCGUUCCAAACCAGGGGACGGAAAUCGUGAUAAGAGCAGCCACGGAGCGAGUGAAGCAGUACCUCUCUGCGCUGCAGAGCUUCUACAUGGACAGCCUCACAGAUGUGAGACAGGCCCUUGCAACGCCUCGCCUCUCUGUGGCCGCAGCUUCUGUGGCUGGAGGCGGAGCUCAUCUGGGAGGGCCUGCUUCUGGCAGAGAUGCUCCGGGCAGUCUCCCAGAGCUUCUCUCGUCCUUGUCAGCUAAUAUUCUCAACCAGAUUAAGUCGGUGCUAGCAUCGGUACACCUGUUCACUGCCAAGGACAUCACAUUCUCCAACAAGCCUUACUUCAAGGGCCAGUUCUGUAGCCAGGGUGUCCGUGAGAACCUGGUGGUGAACUUCAUCAGGUUCGUGUGCCAGUCUUCUCGGCAGUUUUGCGAAAGCGCCGGAGACAAAGGAGGAUCGACCCCGCCGGCCCUUUUGUUGCUCCUGUCUCGCCUCUGCUUGGACUUCGAGACGUCUACUAUCUCCUACAUACUCACUCUCACAGAUGAGCAGUUUCUCGUCCAGCACCAAAAUCCCAUAACGCCAGUCACAACAUUAUGUGGAGAAGCAAGAGAAGCAGCUCAAAAGCUGCUCAACCAUUAUGUCAAGGUCCAAGGGCUGAUCAUCUCCCAGAUGUUAAGAAAGAGUGUGGAAACCCGGGACUGGGUUAACACCAUCGAGCCGAGAAACGUCCGAGCGGUGAUGAAGAGAGUAGUGGAGGACACCACCUCCAUUGACGUGCAGGUGGGUCUGUUGUAUGAGGAAGGUGUGAGGAAGGCACACAGCAGUGACUCAAGCAAAAGGACCUUUUCUGUCUACAGCAGCUCCAGGCAGCAACCCCGUUACGCAGCCAGCUACACUCCCAGCGCUCCCAUGGAUACCAAUCUGCUGAGCAACAUACACAAGCUGUUUUCUGAAAGGAUCGACAUCUUUAGCUCAGUGGAGUUCAACAAGGUCUCCGUGAUGACAGGUAUAAUCAAAAUAAGCCUGAAGACAUUCCUGGAGUGUGUCCGACUGCGCACGUUUGGGCGCUACGGCCUGCAGCAGAUCCAGGUCGACUGCCACUACCUGCAGAUGUACUUGUGGCGCUUCGUGUCGGAUGAGAACCUUGUGCAUUUCCUGUUGGAUGAGAUAGUGGGGAGCUCCGCCCACCGCUGCCUGGACCCCUCUCCGAUGGAGCAGAGUGUUAUUGAAGUGAUCUGUGAAAGAGGUUAAGUGAACCUCUGCCACAUUGUUCGGGAUAAUUCAGCCACAUUUAGGACUAGUUGAGUCAAUGCUGUUAAGAUAUUAUAGAAAAUAACAUCAUCCAAAUCUCUUGUUUUUUGUUAUUAAUCAUGCAGGUCUUGACUGGGAUCUUUCUAAGAUUCCUAAUGUACUAUUUUACUGUUCUGUAUGUUCUACUUUGGACUUUUAAGUUCCCUCCAGUCUCUAUU